CUCUCUCUCUCCACCUCUCUCUCUCUCUCUCCACUGCGAAUUUUCUCUCUCCUCGGUUCUCUAUCUCGACGCUGAUCCUGUCGCCGUUCGAUCUCAAGAAUCCCAAGAAACCCUAGAUUCAAUACAUCCAUUGUUGAUUUCAUCCCUCUUUCUAUAGUAACUAAAUCCCCUCGGAUCUGCCGAGAUUCGAGAGGAUCCACGUCGAAUUGAGCGCCGGCGCCCAGAUCUAGGGUUUAUUUAUUUGAAUUUGGGGUUCGAAUUUCGAUUAUUUGAAGGAGGGAGAGAGAGAGAGAUAGAGAGAGAUUGGGGGAGAUGAGAGGGGAUCUCGUGGGGUCAGAGUUACGAUGAUCGGAGCAGGGUCAUUGGGACUUCGAUCAACAGGGAGUUAUGGAUCGUUGCAGCAUCAAUCGCAGCAGGAUUACCCAGUUCGCAAGAACUCGAAGGAGAGGAGACUGUGGUCGAUCUGUAGGAUUGCGAUCAGGAAGAAGGCGACGAUGUUGCUGUUGCUUUCUCUCAUCUCGGUUGCGGCUAUCUUGUUCUCCUUCUUCUUGAUCAGUAGAGAUGUAAAUCAGCCAGCAGAUCCUGAGACGGUUUUUGGUUAUUCAGAUCAUGUUUGGAAUCUUGUAGACCAUGAUAGGAUAUCAUCAAAUUAUAUUAGGCCUCCUCCAGCUCCUGCAACUGAAGACAAAGAAACAGUGGUUAUACAACAUGAUAUUUUUGUGAAUGAAACUCAACCUUUUUCGUUGUUUCGUCCAGUGCCAAUUCCUUUGCAUCAUCCUUGUGAGAAUUUCUCACUUCCUCCUUCACAAGUCAAUCCAAAGCGCCCUGGUCCACGUCCAUGUGAUGUUUGCUAUGUCCCUGUGGAUCUCGCUGUGGCUUACAUGCCAACUUUGCCGUCAAUAUCACCUGUUAUUAAGAAUUUGCAUUAUGUUUCUGAAGAGAACUUGCUGGCAGAUGAGUCUAAUGGGGGCUCCAUAUUUGGGGGACAUCCAUCUUUGAAGCAGAGGGAGGCGUCUUUUGACAUAAAGGAGACAAUGACUGUGUACUGUGGAUUUGCUAAAGGGAAGAAACCUGGUCAAGGGACUGGGUUUAACAUAGACGAGGCUGAUAUUCUUGAGAUGGAGCAGUGUCGUGGUGUAGUUGUAGCUUCAGCUAUAUUUGGAAAUUACGACGUUAUGCAACAACCAAGAAACAUUCGUGAAAUUUCAAGGAGAACAGCUUGCUUUUAUAUGUUUGUGGAUGAAGUAACUGAAGCCUCUAUAAAGAAUUCCAGUGCUCUUGUUAGCACAAGAAAAGUUGGAUUGUGGAGAGUGGUAGUUGUUCGUGAUCUUCCUUAUGCAGAUGCAAGACGCACAGGAAAGGUUCCGAAACUUUUACUUCACAGACUUUUUCCUAAUGCUCGGUUCUCUGUUUGGAUUGAUGGAAAGCUGGAACUUGUGGUUGACCCCUACCAACUUCUGGAGAGGUUUUUGUGGCGGAAUAAUGCCACUUUGGCAAUCUCCAAGCAUUACAAACGGUUUGAUGUAUUUGAGGAAGCAGAGGCUAAUAAAGCUGCGGGGAAAUAUGAAAAUGCCUCCAUUGACUACCAAAUCGAGUUCUACAAAAGGGAGGGAUUAACUCAUUUUUAUCCAGACAAAUAUCCUAUUACUAGUGAUGUGCCUGAAGGCUGUGUGAUCAUCAGAGAGCAUAUUCCCAUUACAAACCUCUUCACCUGUCUGUGGUUCAAUGAAGUUGAUCGCUUUACUUCCAGGGAUCAACUGAGUUUCAGCACUACGAGGGACAAAAUAAGACUUAAAACAAACUGGUUGCCCUUCAUGUUCAUGGAUUGUGAAAGGCGCAACUUUGUCAUUCAGGCAUAUCACAGAGACUUGUUAGAGAAAAAGCGUGCGUCCCAAAAUCACCUUACACAGCCCAGUUGGGUUAAAGAGUUGCGGACUAGAUCGGAAUCCAAUGAAGUCCACAAUGUAGCAACAUCAAGGUCUACUCCAUCAAGAAAGCAACCAUCUAGACGUGGAAAGGGCAAGAAAUCUGGUUCCAAAAGACAUCGUCUUAGAGGAGCUGGAAGUGUAAGAGAUUCCAAUUCAUUCUAAAUUUUCGAGACAAUUUCUUUGAUUUCUACAUUUUUUUCCCCGUUAGUUGGAGCUAGCGAGAUUGUUUUGUGGUCGGGGCUUUAUAUAGGUAGAACGAACACUGUAAUUUUUUUGGUAAAAAGUAGUUUCCCCCCCUCCGUUAAUUCAUUUUUGCUGUACAUAACCAAUUCACCAUAGAAAUAAGUAGUGUAUGAGCUGCCUGUUGUCCCUAAGAACCUGAUAUAUUCGUUGAUGCAAUUGGAUUAAAGCAAAUGAAAACAUGGUUUAAGUUCGCUA
Messenger RNA from Asparagus officinalis (garden asparagus), 2366 nucleotides. RefSeq lists its product as uncharacterized. NCBI's taxonomy places the organism in Eukaryota, Viridiplantae, Streptophyta, Magnoliopsida, Asparagales, Asparagaceae. The transcript is spliced from 9 exons. The record is from RefSeq and is a predicted model, not a curated record. The coding region runs from base 345 to 2090 and encodes 581 amino acids.